AUGACUCGCUACUGCAGAGGUAUACCGGGUGAUAGGAAGAGUGUGCAGUGUCUACUUUGUGGUCAAGGUUCUCGCGUUUUGAAAGACUAUUGGGCAACGCAACAUUUUCGAGCUUGCCACAAAGAAUAUUACUUCGGUAUGUUUCAAAGCGGAAUGGUGGGGCACUUCAAGGCAAUUCCAUGGGGAAAACAACUUAAGAAGCUUCCUCCUUCAGCAAGUACAGAGUUUUCAGCAGUGAAGUGGAUAACAGUAGAGGAUAUAACAUUAGACGUUCCUAUCCAGCCAGACUCAGAUUUCGCACACCCGGAUAUCUCGCAAGAGUAUUACUUGGAUAGUGGCCCCGUCAUGAUCCAACGAUUUGUUGUGGUCCGUGAGGAUAACAAAUAUUGUUUAUGUCUGGGCAUUCAUACAUAUGCGAAACAGGGGUGUGGUAACCAGUCAGACCAAGAGCUUCAUGGUGUCCUCAGCUCUGGAAAGACUCCUCCACCGCUUGCACCCAAUGAGACGAAAGUUAUCUUGUCUCCAGUGCGGAUGAAGCCCGAUCAUCCCUCCUUAGCUCUAUCCAACACCGCUCGCAUACACUACGGUCGAGCGUACGAAAUUAGCCACGAAAUUCCUGUCCAGCCUCUUGGCUUGGUCCAUCCGGCUUCGAUGGAGGUGCUACUAAACCAGUUUGAGGCUCACGUUACAAGAGUACAACCAGGGGAAGAUUUGGGAGACGAAUGGGAAGAAGAGAUGCCAGAGGACAUAGACCCACAACAAAAAGUUGAGGAUGGGACAUCCGACAUAAAAGCAGCUUAUACACGUAUGAAUAUUGUAAAGGAUAUGCGGAGGAGCAUGAAAAAGGUUCUCGGGCCGAAAUUGCCACUGCCAAGUAAAAUGUACCAUGUGAGGGAUGCAUGCGAUGAAGGAAAUAUGUGGCAGUAA
Trichoderma harzianum CBS 226.95 is the source of this 927-nucleotide messenger RNA. RefSeq lists its product as hypothetical. The coding region runs from base 1 to 927 and encodes 308 amino acids. The transcript is spliced from 2 exons. The record is from RefSeq and is a predicted model, not a curated record. NCBI's taxonomy places the organism in Eukaryota, Fungi, Ascomycota, Sordariomycetes, Hypocreales, Hypocreaceae.